AUGACUGGUAAAGAGAAUAGGGAUCCUGAGGAUGCUAGGUAUGGCGGAGACAGUGAUAUCGAAAAGAAACGGAAGUGGUUGGAGUCUAUGGGAUUGGGAGGAACUAUAGUAAGUGAGAGUAGAGCUGUAGAUUAUGAGAUGGAGCAGAUUGCACGUGUCCAUGCGCAGAUGACCGCAGCUAGUAUGGGAGAACAGCGUCUAGCUAUGGCAAUAUCUAACUCUGGCGCUCAGAACCAGGAAAAGUAUCAGUUACGUCAUGUCCUACCUAACAGAUAUGAUGAGCUGUUACGCAAACGU
Molecule: messenger RNA, 297 nt
Organism: Sphaeroforma arctica JP610
Lineage: Eukaryota; Ichthyosporea; Ichthyophonida
Exons: 1
Source: RefSeq, a predicted model, not a curated record